Venturia canescens is the source of this 2125-nucleotide messenger RNA. RefSeq lists its product as uncharacterized. Gene Ontology annotation, molecular function: protein binding. The record is from RefSeq and is a predicted model, not a curated record. Bases 662 to 2125 code for a protein of 487 amino acids. NCBI's taxonomy places the organism in Eukaryota, Metazoa, Arthropoda, Insecta, Hymenoptera, Ichneumonidae. The transcript has 4 exons.
GCGAGCCUUCGCGUCCGUCGGCGGCCCCCCCUCCCUCCCAAAAAAUAAGACCAUAAAAAACGAAGUAAAGCGAAGCAGUACUAACGAACCCACGCAACACGCGAGUCAACGGACCAGCGAGCAUUUAUUUCUCACCGCUCGCUGGACAACCUCGCGAGAUUCGUGAAAUUUAAUAUUAUUAAAUACAAUAACGGAGUACGAGAAAAAAUUUAAAAAAAAAAACAAAAAACAAAAAACAAAAAGAAAAAAAAAUAAAAAGGAACAUUGUGAUUCGAAUAUUUGAUGUGCACGAAUAAAUACUUCGAUAUUGGUGUCAUCGAGCUUGACGAUCAAAUAUAUUUCUGAGAAUGAAAAGACACACACUCCUUUUUUUCCAGUUCACUAUUCGUUAUACCUGGUAAUUAAAGCUCGUGAGAAACCUUUGGGCGAUACCGAAUCGCUGGGAGUGUGUGCAACACGUUAUUAAAGUCGGAAACAACAAAAGGAGAUCGGAGCAGGGACAAGAGGCGGGAUCGAUUCCUAAGGGUUUUUUUUUGUGUUCAUUGGCGUGUAACAGACCCGGUCCUCGGGGUAUGAAGAAUUAAUAAUAAGGAGCGAAUAAAACAAAGAAGGAAGACGAAGCAAGGAAUCCUCGGUUAAGCGUAAAUCUCGUGAUGCGGUGAUGGCUCUGUUGUACAGAUUCGCGCAGCUGCCGGAUCGCGGUGGCACGCGAGUCUUCUCAUUCGUCGUGACGAGAAGCGUCGUCCGCGAUCCUGAAAGAGACGUCACCAGCAAGGAACUCGUUUGCGGCUUUCAAAAAUGGGCUGUCGCGUUUUCACGAGGCGACAAGGUACUGGGGGUCUACCUGGUGUGGCGUGGUGCAGCUCGCGGUUUGCGGGUGUACGUCGACUUCACGUUUACGCUUUUGAAUCGAGAGCACUUUUCGACGAACGAGGGUUUCUCGGGGAAGCGAGUAAAGUUCACGUACGACGCGCCCGCCCAGGGCAACCGAAAUUACAUACCGGUUUCGGAUUUGUACAGUAGAAACUUCGCGGAUCCAAACGGGGAGUUUCAAUUGGAGCUUUCAAUGGCGAACGUGCGAACGGUAUUUACGGCGGAGGUACCGAUGCCGACAGGAGUAUUUACAGCGGGUCAAGCGAAAGGAAACAAGCUGGAAACUGGUUACUUUACGUUCGGUGGUUUCGACUGGAACGUGGUGAUAUAUCCGCAGGGUAACAAAGAGGGGGAGGCGCGUUCGGACAACAGACUGAGCGUUUAUCUGGUGAGACUAACGGGUUUCGACCACCGUUGCCGGGUGAGGUACAGCGUGGCGCUCGGCGACGGUGAGAGGAGAAUCGAAUCGGGUCAAAUCGAGGAUCUUUCGGAUGCGGAGGGUCGGGGUUUCGGUUGGCAUCCCCGGGUGCGUUGGUCGAGUUUGGCACACAAAGGAAUACUCCGAGUCUCCUUGGAGAUGAUCGAAGCCCGUACGAUAUCGGAAGUGGCUGUCCAGGCGGUGGGCACAUCGACGCUUUCGGCGGCUCCUUGUUACGAUCGGGACAAACAAGCGUGGGCGAUAAGGGCCGAUUUGCACUCGGACACGUUGCGGCUCCAGCUCGUUUACAAAGACAUCCACAACGUGCCACGGAAUCAUUUGAGAUACGUCAGUUGGUCGGCUUAUUUGAUGCGCGGGGAGGACCCGGACGCGGAAGCGAUAAGCCUCCCGGGUGCCCCGUUCAGUCGCUAUUACGUUCAGGAACAGGCUGACGAGGGCAUUAUAAUGGAAACGAAUCUCGGUAUGAACGAGGUCAAGACAGAUCACUGUCCGUUUAUCACGGACAAGGGCCAGCUGAGGAUUCGCAUCGAAUGGAACGAGAGUCACCUCUUGUUCCAAGCAACCUAUCACAAAUACGACGAUGUCUGCCGCAUCCACAAUCAACAAAUGAGACGCGAGAUCGCUGCCCUCCAAGCCGAAAACUACAGCCUCGAACGACAGUUGUUUAGCUACCAAAAGAGUCUGGCUUACGCCCAAGCUCAGCAGCAACAGGAGGCUGGCACGGGUCCCGUUGCCGGGCAACCCGGACCUGUGCACUCUUCGCACUCGUCUCAUCUCGAACGCUCAGCCUCGACCGACACCGAAUACGCCUGA